Messenger RNA from Saxophila tyrrhenica, 1701 nucleotides. RefSeq lists its product as uncharacterized. Gene Ontology annotation, cellular component: membrane. The transcript has 7 exons. The coding region runs from base 1 to 1701 and encodes 566 amino acids. Gene Ontology annotation, molecular function: amino acid transmembrane transporter activity. Gene Ontology annotation, biological process: amino acid transmembrane transport. Lineage: Eukaryota; Fungi; Ascomycota; Dothideomycetes; Mycosphaerellales; Extremaceae. The record is from RefSeq and is a predicted model, not a curated record.
AUGGCCUUGACUACGGGUGCUGACAUUCAGCAAACAUCCGUCCAGGGUGAUAGUAAAGUCGGAGGUAUUGUACAGGUAUCCGCAGACGAGAAGCCAGUCCCACCCGUCGCCAACAAUGGCAACGAAAUCGACAACGGCCUCCAACGCGGCCUCAAGAACCGACAUCUCGUCAUGAUCAGUUUCGGCGGCGUCGUCGGAGCCAGCAUCUGGUAUGGGACUGGCUUCGCCGUCGCCUACAGUGGACCGCUGGGCUCUUUGAUCUGCUUCUUCAUCAUCGGCGUCGAUGUGUUCUUCGUCAUGCAAUGCCUGGGUGAGAUGUCGACGCUGUUUCCGAUUCAAGGGGCGUUCAUUGAGCUGGCUGGAAGAUUUGUUGAUCCGGCGCUGGCCUUUUCCAUGGGAUGGAAUUAUUUCUACCUCUGGGUUACAAACGUCGCGAACGACUUCAACGCCAGCUCCCUGAUCAUGGGGUUCUGGACAGACGCCGUGCCCUCCUAUGGUUGGGUGCUGAUUUGGUGGGCAUUCUAUCAAUGCACGACGCUACUCGGCGUUGUCGUGUGGGGAGAGAUGGAGUUUUGGCUAGCCUGUUGGAAGUUGAUGUGUAUAUUGGGUGGCUUUCUCGCUGCCAUCUUGAUCAACACAGGUGCUGUCGGGGGUGAUUACAUCGGGUUUCGGGUGGGUCGCUUUUAUUUUCCUGGCGUAUGGAGCAUGCCAAUGCUAAGGACGUUACAGUACUGGAACGAACCAGGACCAAUUGCCAACGGCAUCAACGGUUUCGGACAGACGUUCCUUCUCGCUGCCGUCUACUAUUGUGGUACGGAGAUGCUUGCCAUCACCGCAGCAGAAAGUCGCAACCCGACCCGAGAUCUGCCGAAGGCUAUCAAGAGGACAUUCUGGCGCAUCUUGAUCAUCUUCAUGGGGUUGUCCUUCUUCGCUGGCCUGCUCGUGCCAUCAGGCAGCAAGGACCUUCUCACGGCGGAGAACAAGUCUGGUCUGUCCCCUUGGACGAUCGCCUUCGAGAAAGCUGGCGUACCGGCGAUGGCUCAUGUCGUAAACGUGGUGCUCAUCACCGCUCAACUCUCAUCUAUGAACUCCGCGGUGUAUGUCGCCUCUCGUAGUCUCGUAUCACUAGCCUCGAGUGGUCGUGCGCCAAAGUUCUUUGCGAGAACAACGAAGAACGGAACUCCAGUGCCUGCCUUAGUUCUGUCAAACGGACUAGGUCUGAUCGCUAUGCUGAACUACAAAGCUGGACCUGGUCUGGUCUUCACGUAUCUCAUCAACAUCAGCGGCUCCGCAACGUUCAUCGCCUGGGCCAUCAUCGGCAUCAUCCACCUCCGCUUCCGCAAGGCCUGGAAAGCCCAAGGCAACACGCUCUCAGAUCUCCCCUACCGAGCCAUCCUCUUCCCGUACGGCACCAUCUUCGUGGUCGUCAUCAAUAUCUUUCUGGUCAUAAUCGCCGGCUACGCAAACUUCAUCGGCUCUUUUGACGCCAUUGGCUUCGUCGUCAAUUACGUCGUGGUGGCGGUGUUUGUGGUGCUGUAUGUGGGAUGGAAGGUCAUUAAGAAGACCAAGGUGGUGCCAUUGAUGGAGGUGGAUCUUGUGACGGGAAGGAGAUUUGCGAGCACGAGUGUUGGCAUUGACUCGGAGACAAAGAGGCAGGAUGUUGCGUGGUAUGUCAAGGCUAAGAGGUUCGUGUUUAGUUGA